Corapipo altera (White-ruffed manakin) is the source of this 1809-nucleotide messenger RNA. It is a transcript of the gene MREG, whose product is annotated as melanoregulin. Gene Ontology annotation, cellular component: melanosome. Gene Ontology annotation, biological process: melanocyte differentiation; melanosome transport. NCBI's taxonomy places the organism in Eukaryota, Metazoa, Chordata, Aves, Passeriformes, Pipridae. The transcript has 5 exons. The record is from RefSeq and is a predicted model, not a curated record. Bases 12 to 653 code for a protein of 213 amino acids.
CGGCGGUGCCGAUGGGGCUGCGGGCCUGGCUGCGAUCGCUCGGCGGCUGCUGCGGCUGCUGCGGCGGGGAGGCGGCGCCGCCCGAGAAGGAGCCCCUGCUAAGCAACAACAACCCCUACGCAUCCUUCGGAGCCACGCUGGCACGGGAUGAGGAGCAGAACCUGUGGAGCACCCCCCACGACGUGACCCACACGGAGGCGGACGACGACCGGGUGCUGUACAACAUGAUUGUGGUCAGGAACCAGCUGGACAAGGACUCGGAGGAAUGGCAAAAGCUCAACUAUGAUAUUUAUACCUUACGACAGACCCGAAAAGAAGUGAGGAGCAGGUGGAAACACAUUUUGGAGGAUUUAGGUUUCCAGAAAGAAGCGGACUCCCUCUUGUCAGUGACCAAACUCAGCAUCAUCAGUGACUCUCAGAACAUGAGCAAAGCCCGGGACAUCUUGUUAAAGCUCUCGGAAGAGACAAACAUCUUCCCGACCAGCUGGGAGCUUUCUGAGCGCUACCUCUUUGUGGUGGACCGGCUCAUAGCUCUGGAUGCUGCAGAUGAGUUCUUCAAGAUGGCCAGCACGGUGUAUCCCAAGAGACCCGGCGGGGACAGAGCGGACGAGAGCCAGAAGGCCCCGCAGUGCAUCUCUGUGGUGGUGCCCUGAGGGACGUGCCUCACCGGCGUGAGAUGGACAGCGGGACCGGGCCCCUCUGCCGAGGGGUCAGCACGAGCAGUGCCGCUCCUUGUUCUCCUGCGCAGAAGCAAGCGGGGCGGCUGGAGCCGAGCACGGAGGGCAGCGAGCUGUGCCCCACCGGGAGGGCACGGAAAGGCGGGUGCUGGCCCCAAGGUCCUCCCAAGCAGAUGGGAACAUGAACUGCUGUAGAGUAGCCCCAGUGGGAGAGCAGUAGCCAAGUAGUGUAUGUGAUAGGCACGGGGGGAAUCUGCCAUACAUGGCCUUGCUACCAUAACUGCAAAGGUUGGGAUGCCUCUAGUUCCAAGCGCUGCGAGGAGAUCCGCUUUUCCGCCUUCCAUUGGGACCUGCCACUGCCCCUCCCUCUACCCUUCUAGCCAGGAGGACCAGGGAGAGAAGAAAAAUUCCUCAGUCAUCUGAAACUCUGUCCUCUUCCUCAUCCCCAGCCCAUGGCAGUCUCCCCAGGCAGGUCCCAGAGGAUCUGGGAAAGAGGCAGGAGCAGAGCGUAGCCGGGAGAGGAGUAAAUGCCAGGCAGCAAAGCCUUGGAGCAACGUCACAGUUGGGUGCUAUCCCAGCCAUUAGUGCUUUGGGGGCCUUUGUGUCAGGGUGCUCAGCCUGACAUCUUAAAAGAAGGUAGAGUUUAGGAAGGUGCCAAGGUCAGAGCUGCUGAGAAUUUGGCUCCUGUAAUAUCCUCAGGUUGGCUGUCCAGCAUCUCAAUUAAUUUCUGAAGGUUUUGGUCUUAAUUGCCUGAAAAAGUCCCACCACAAAGCUGCAUGUAUUGUCAGUAUAAAAAUCCUCAUUAUCAGCAGGGAUGAUAUGAUGAACAUCCUUUAUAUCUUGGGGUUUUAUCUGAUAACAAGCAAUAAUUUUAAAACAUUGGAUUUGGUAAUUUAAAAACAAGUGGAAGUCCUUCAUUGAUUAACACACAUGCUGCUAAUUGACCAGUUGAAAAUGCUGGUUACACAGGACCUCCCAAAGCAGCAAACAAGAGCUUUUAUUUGUUUAUACCUACAGUGUUCAGAAGAUAUAAAUAUAUAUUUAUGAAUUGUUUCUGUUUGUCAGUCUUCCUGGGGAACAUUUUUGUCAACUCAGAACGCCAGUGAAAACUGAUUUUAAUAAACAAAACAUU